This is a messenger RNA of Ilex paraguariensis (yerba mate), 581 nucleotides long. The record is from the annotation of a GenBank genome assembly. Lineage: Eukaryota; Viridiplantae; Streptophyta; Magnoliopsida; Aquifoliales; Aquifoliaceae.
AUGGAAACCCAGGCAAGGUCUCUACUCAGCUUUGGCCCAUGUGAGCGUCUAGUCGAUCCUCACCUGAACGAAGACUGCAACAAGUACGAGAUGAAGGCAAUGAUGAUUGCAGCACUCCUCUGCCUCGUGCAUUCAUCCUCUAGGAGACCAUCAAUGAAAACAGUGGUUGCACGGAUGAUCCAAAUUGAAUGGGACAUGAUUGGAAUGGUAAAUGAGGUAAAUAAGGAGGCCAAAGAGGCUGGACAUAAGGGAAUAAGUCGUAAAAACAGCUUGGAUAACUGGUUCCAUGGUAAUGAACAACGUCUAGGAGUUUAGUCUCUAAAUUGUAGCUGAAGAUCACAAUAUCCAGUCGAAGAUAGACAAUCCGUGAAUCUUGAGGAUGGAAACCUGACAUAAAAGGACGUUGUGGAAAACCAGGAGGAGGAGGUUGCUGACAGAAAAACUCCCCCAGUUUGACGCUUUUGGUGUCUGAAACCGGCAACAAGAAGUCUUCAGGGUUCAAAGCAUAUGUUAAGACCCAUUCGGUGCGAGGUAUAAUGCUGGAAAGACUAUACUGCGAUGUCUUCUUCUUCAAAACCCAG